AAUCAGAACAAAUAAAAAAUGAGUGAGCUCUCACUUCAACGUCUCUUUCGUUAUAACCUUAUUAUCUACUUGAACCUCCAGAUCCUUUGGAUACGAGGAGCUUAUAUGGAUCGAGAAUUACCGGCGAACGAAGUGUCUUCUCUCAUAACCAUCACACGCCAGUUCAAGUCAAAAGUCUCGUUUCCCAGUUUUACUAGUUCGUAUUGCCAAAAUCAAGUAUCCAAUUACGGCGUUAAAAUCAAGUGUGCUGACUCAUGUAAUAAUGCUGGCACGAACGGGGCGUGCUACAUCGAGGAAAUAGUCUUGAGUACAAUGGGGCUAAGUGGAACUAUAGAUGCAGCAAUUGCCGAUCUUCAAAAUCUGAGGACACUCAUUCUGUCCAAUAACAAACUUCAAGGCCCAAUACCUGCUAGCUUGGGGAACUUGUUCUAUCUCAACACCCUGUAUCUUCACCAUAAUUUUCUGGAAGGCAGUAUACCGUCAUCUCUGAGUCAAAUGACAUUGCUACAAGAUUUGUUUCUAAACUUCAACAUGCUAUCAGGAUCAAUUCCCGAGGAAUUGGGAUACCUCUACAAACUUCAGCGUCUGAAUUUAGCUGAAAAUAGUCUGACUGGUAGUCUUCCUGAUACACUUGGAAAUUUGCGCAAUCUUAUAUCCUUCUGGGUUGAGUCCAAUUAUCUCUCCGGGGAAUUGCCACAUACUUUCUCUAACUUCAGUUGGAUUCGCUGGUUUGUAGUUUCUGGGAAUGAGUUUUCCGGUUCCUUACCCCUCUACGUGAAGAGCUGGACUAGAAUUGAAACUCUUGCGUUCCAAGGAAAUAAUUUUCAAGGGCGUUUACCGGAAGGAUAUUUCACUUUGUCGAAUCUUCAGGAACUGUUUGUAAGUGACCUAAAUACUUCUCCGUUCGAACUGCCACCGACUUCAGAGUUUACAAAAAUCUAUUCCUUGGUACUGAGGAGCUGCUCGAUCAUCGGUUCAAUUCCCAAGUACAUUGGUGAACUUUCUUCACUAAAAUACCUAGACUUGAGCUUCAACAGCCUCACAAGUGGAAUCCCAGAGACUAUGAGAUCAAAUUUAAUUUACAUGUCUCUUGCAAGAAAUAACCUUAACGGAACCAUUCCUAAUUGGAUAUUUCAAGCACGCCAUACUAGACUGGAUCUUUCAUACAAUAACUUCUCAGAAUUGAAAUCACCAGUACCAUCCGGCUUAGAUCUGAACUUGUUUGCCUGUUGCUGCUGCGAGACCUCCUCAACCACUGAACCAUAUAUGCUUCAACCCGAUCAAAUGAGGAAAGCCUAUAAUCCUGGGAGACCCAAGUUCUACUCCUUGUUCAUAAAUUCUGGUGGUGGGCAAACAAACUUCAAUGGGAAACGCUACGAUGCAGAUAAUGAAACGUCACAAAAUUUUUAUGUAAGUCCAUUGCAGAACUGGGCUUGUAGUUUUUCUGGAGACUUCUAUGAGGUGACUGUAAAUUCUAGUGAUUACACCAAGAGAGUGCCCUGCAAAAUUUCCAACUCUGACACAUCCUUGUACGAAGAAGCUCGUCUCUCCCCCGUCUCUCUAACCUAUCACGGGUUUAGUUUACGCAAAGGCCGUUACAAUGUGACGCUCCAUUUUGCUGAAAUUGUAUACACAGACGACUCAGACUAUAACGGUCUAAAGAAACGUCGGUUUGAUGUAUACAUUCAGGGUAAGAGAGAACUUAAGGAUCUCAACAUUAGAGAAAAGGCAGGGGCUCCAAAUAUCGCAGUUACCAUGAAUUUCACAACUGAUGUAAACGACAGUCUAUUGACUAUCCAUUUGUUCUGGGCUGGAAAGGGCUCUUUUGCCAAUGCACCUGCUUUUAAUGGACCCCUCAUAUCAGCUAUUUCCGUCAAUCCUCUGUUCGACGUGAGCAGUGAAAAACUAUCUCCCUGGUAUAUAGCACUGAUUUCGGUAGCCUCAUUGGUAAUCGCUCUGCUGCUCGUAUUGGCUUUUGCCUGGUCAAUGGGUUGGCUGGAAGACAAAGAGUUACGAGAACCAAUAAAAAUAGGACAAGAAAUUCCAGAGAAAGACAUGAAAUCGAAACCAAAAGGAGAAGAUAAUGACAUCAAGGUCCCCCUCAAAGUAUUAAUAAAUGCUACUGGAAAAUUUAGUGAUGCAGAGGACUAUAAGCUUGGAAGCGGGAAUUUGGGGACAGUUUAUAAGGCAGAAGUGAAGGAUCGUAAGAUCACUGUGGCUGUGAAAAGACUUUUUGCCCAUCAUAAGGGAAAAAUCAGUGAUUCGAUCAAACAGGACAUUAUUUUCCUCGAGUCGUUGGAACAUGAAAACCUUAUUAAAUUGUGGGAUAUUCACGUAGGAAAACGCCAACAAUUGCUUGUUUACGAGUACAUGGAAAAGAAGUCCCUUGAAAGCGUCUUGUUUGAUCCUGAUAUAUUGGAACUUUCUUGGAAAACUAGACAAGACAUUUGCCUGGGAAUAGCAAAGGGUCUGGCGUUUCUGCACACGCAUCCAAGAUUUCAGAUAGUUCAUGGCAAUAUUAAGACCUCCAAUAUUCUUCUCGAUGGAGACUUCAAGCCCAAGCUAUCAGACUUUGGAUUGGCAAAAGUCUAUACUGACGAAGAUCAACCAAUUAUCCUAAAAAAAGAAGCUCCCAAUGGAUAUCUUGCUCAUGAAUAUCUUCAAGCUAGUAAUCCAACAAAAGAAACUGAUAUCUUCAGUUUUGGGGUUGUCCUGCUUGAAAUUGUUUGUGGGUUGAAAAAUAAAGUGGCCAUACCAGGCAAAGAGUCGAGAUAUCUUUUGAACGAGGCUCAUGCAUGCACUAAAUUUGGAAAUAAAAGAGGGCUGGAGAAAUUGAUUGAUGUCAGAUUAGAAAAUAAUAUGAAUGCCGAUGAGAUCAAUCAAGCCGUCGACGUCUUAAAUUUAGCAGUGAUGUGCACCGACAUAUCCCCAAGUUGCAGGCCCAACGUAUCUCGCAUUUUGAGUGUUCUUACUGGCAAGGAAACCAUUGAUCAGAUACGUCAGUCUAUGGAUGCACAAAAUAAGAAAGAUACAGAAGUUGCUGAUAAAACUGACGUCUCCAAGUCCAAGGAAACGACCUCAAGUUCAUCGACUUCAACUGAUAUAAUAGAAUACGAUCAGACCAAAUAAAAGGCACACGUUUUCAUCAGAUAUAUAUGUGGAUCCGGUUAUCAGAUAGCUGCCAAAAUAUAUAUUAUCGAGCAAGUGACAAUCCUAGCAUCAUGAUGUGUAUAUUGUGAGCUUGCAUGUAUAUAUACGCUUGAACUU
Messenger RNA from Morus notabilis, 3267 nucleotides. RefSeq names its product probable LRR receptor-like serine/threonine-protein kinase At1g53420. The transcript is spliced from 25 exons. Bases 19 to 3129 code for a protein of 1036 amino acids. NCBI's taxonomy places the organism in Eukaryota, Viridiplantae, Streptophyta, Magnoliopsida, Rosales, Moraceae. Gene Ontology annotation, molecular function: ATP binding; protein binding; protein kinase activity. Gene Ontology annotation, biological process: protein phosphorylation. The record is from RefSeq and is a predicted model, not a curated record.